This is a messenger RNA of Laetiporus sulphureus 93-53, 1376 nucleotides long. RefSeq names its product UV excision repair protein Rad23. Gene Ontology annotation, cellular component: nucleoplasm; cytosol. The transcript is spliced from 7 exons. NCBI's taxonomy places the organism in Eukaryota, Fungi, Basidiomycota, Agaricomycetes, Polyporales, Laetiporaceae. Bases 46 to 1281 code for a protein of 411 amino acids. Gene Ontology annotation, molecular function: polyubiquitin modification-dependent protein binding; proteasome binding; damaged DNA binding. The record is from RefSeq and is a predicted model, not a curated record. Gene Ontology annotation, biological process: proteasome-mediated ubiquitin-dependent protein catabolic process; nucleotide-excision repair.
GUGGCACACUCUUGCACUCGAACUUCGAACACUACCAUCAUCGUCAUGAAAAUCACGAUAAAAACGUUGCAACAGAAGGUCUUCCAGGUCGAUGCGGAAGGCUCAGAUACGGUAGGGGACCUGAAGAACAAGAUCCACGAGAGCCAGGGACAUUCUGUAGAGUCGCAGAAGCUCAUCUAUUCUGGCAAGAUCCUGCCGGAUGCGAAGACGGUGGAGGAAUGCGCAAUCAAAGAGAAGGACUUCUUGGUGCUUAUGGUAUCAAAGCCCAAGCCAGCACCCACCACACCUCCAUCGACAAGUACAGCCGUCUCGAGUCCUGAAGUGGCUACGCCUGCGGCUCAGCCUGCACCUGAGACCACUUCACCCGCUCCUUCUGCUUCGUCCGCUCCUUCCGUUCUGCCUGCCCCCGCUGUUCCUGCCGUUUCCACUGCCCCGUCUGCCCCUGCUGCGGCACCGCAGCCUCCCAAUGCCCCCCUCCUCACACCUGCGCAAGCGACACCAGUAUCGGCGCCUGCGGAGCGUGCGUUUGGCGAUUCGAGCACUUUCCUCACGGGCGAGGAACUGCAAUCCACGAUUCAGAACAUGAUGGAGAUGGGUUUCGAACGGGAUCAAGUCAUGCGUGCCUUGAGGGCGAGCUUCAACAACCCUGAUCGGGCUGUGGAGUAUUUGUUCAGUGGUAUACCCUCGCAUUUGGAAGCUACUGCCGCUGGUGGUCAACCCGCAGCCGCGCAACCUGUGCCCGGAGAAUCGGCGCCAGCUGCUGCACCAGCCCCGCCAGCCCAACCAGCCCAACCUGCUCCUGCUUCUAAUGCUCCCCAGAAUCUCUUCCAGUUGGCUCAGCAACAGCAGCAGCAGCAGCACCAUCCGAAUCCUGCGGGAGCGGCUGGCGGCGCCCCGGCCGGGCUCGAUAUGGGUGCCCUCCAGAACCAUCCUCAGAUGCAACAACUGCGCGAACUCGUAGCACAGAACCCCCAAUUGGUCCAGCCCUUGAUCCAGCAGCUGGCAGCUUCGAACCCUCAGCUGGCUCAGCUGCUCGCGCAGAAUCCAGAGGCGUUCUUACAACUCCUGGGAGGUGCAGAGGGCUUUGAUUUCGACGGUGAAGAGGGAGUUCCUCCUGGUGCUCAUGUCAUCAACAUAACAGAGGAGGAGCAAGCGGCAAUUCAGCGUUUGGAAGCGCUUGGAUUUUCUCGGCAAGCGGUCAUUGAGGCAUACUUUGCGUGCGACAAGAAUGAGGAGCUCGCGGCCAACUACCUGUUCGAGAGCAAUUUCGAUGAUUCCUAGAUUGUCCUGAAAUGUUGUGGAUGCGGCUCUUGUGUAUAGGUAGUACCAUGUUUUCCUGUAGUGUUAUCAACGAAUAUGCAUGUUUCGCAGCCGUG